Heterobilharzia americana is the source of this 2153-nucleotide messenger RNA. Lineage: Eukaryota; Metazoa; Platyhelminthes; Trematoda; Strigeidida; Schistosomatidae. The record is from the annotation of a GenBank genome assembly.
UUAGAAGUUAGUAUUUAAAUGUAAGUGGCUGUUAUCGUCCAAUCCGAGAAAUGGAUAUUAAACAAUUUCGAGAUUCUGCUGAACUUUCUGAUUUUACAGUAUAUAUUGACAGUGAAAGGUUCAAACUACAUAAAUUCCCUCUUUACACGAAAUCAGAUUACUUUAAAGAAAUAGCCAGUGGUAAUCCUGUAUGUCAAAUAAGCGACUUUCCUGGUGGUUCUAAGACUUUUACAGUCAUUGCUGAUUUUUGCUAUGGAAAAGACAUAAAUAUAACCCCGCAGAAUGUUGUUUUUCUUUACGCUGGGGCUGAAUUACUUAAAAUGAAAGGAAAGGAAAAUUUACUUGAAAUUUCCAGAGGAUUUAUCGACAAUAUAUUCCGUAAUGCCUAUGAAAUGCGAGAGGUUACAGAUCUAAUUUGCAUUCUUUGUUCAGCGUAUGGCUUGAAAUCUGAAGCCACAAAGAAAGUGUAUGAGGAAUCAGUUGAACUUUUGGUCUCUUUAUGGCUUCAUGAAGAAAAUGUUUUUAAAACAUUUUACCCUGCUCAUAAUAAAGCACCAUCAGACUGCAACAUUAUGCACGGCGAUAAUCAGAUUGCAGAUUAUCUUGCUUAUCUGCCCUUAGGAAGUCUUCUGAAAUUAAUUGACAUUGCUAGAAAUAAAGUUGUGGACGAGACUGUCAUUUUGAGUUUAUGCGCGAAGUAUCUGGGUAGAAUUCUAGAUCAUUAUAGUCCUAAAGAUUCGGAUAAAGGUGAAACUCCUAAAAGUUUGGAUACCUCGAAGAAUGUUAAGGCGAAGGAAGUCAUAGCAAAAGAAACUCCCAAAACCUGCCUUCCAACGUUCUGUGGUUUAAAUUCACUUGUAAAAUGUGACCAUCAGAAAAAACUGGAGGAGUUGUAUGAAGAGAAUUCUAGCCUGUCUGAAACUUUGAAAAAUACAACGCAGCAAUUCGAAAGUGUUUUUGAAGCUCUUAAAAAACCUGUUGGUUUGUCUGAUUUCAUCAAUAAAAAUUGGAUCAUUAAGGCACUAGAAGUCACAGAUUCAAAUGAAGUGAAACUAAAAUGUCGGCCAGAUAUUUUGAAAAUAGCCAAUAAAAUGCUUGUCACUCUAAGUGAACAAGAUUAUGAACAACUUUCACCAUCUGUACUUAAUGAUAUUAUAUGUGCUAAUGAUAUAAAGGUGGAAAAAAAACCUGUAGAAGAAACUGGUAAUCUUUCUAGAAGGAGUUCAAAACGUCCAAGUUAUACAGAAGACAAUCUAGAUAAUAAUACUUCAGAAACUUCUAUCAAUCGGAAACGUAGCAUUAAAAAAGAUAAACCUAUAACUACUGGUAAUGAAAAAAAUGCAGACAAAAUAGAAACAAAACAAAAUGUUCUACCUGAAUCUGUUGCAUACCAAAUCAUUAGAUAUAUGUCAAAGAGAGCUGAUGAAAAGAAGCUUACAAUGAAGGAAUAUAUUGAAUUUCUUAAAAAAAUUCAAAUCUCAGAUUCUCAAGUUCCUCUUGAUGAUGAUUUUAUAAGAAUUCUGAAAAAAUUGACUGAUUCAGGACAAGUACAUAAUGAAGAAGAAACGAAAGAGAUACUAACCCAUAUUAAUUUGAAUAAUUGUACAACAGAUACUUUAAAUGAUGUUCUAGAAAUGGAUUUAUUCCCUCCUAAGACUGUCGCUGAGGCAGCACUUUAUGUUGCUAAUAAGAAACAGACUAAUCAACUUUGGCCUUCAAAUAAAUGUGAUUACCAUUCAGAAUGUCCUUGUUCAUAUUUGAAAACUUCUUACUAUACAAAACCAUUAAUGCUACCAAUGAGAGGUAGAUGUCAAUACAAAGAAAAUGAUUAUAAUUCAAAUUAUUCCAGGACAUUUUUCCCUUCUUAUAAUAAAUCACGUAGUUCUUCUGUGAAUACACGUCCAACAUCCAGUUGUAAAGAUAACAAUUGUCGUCCACCAUUUCUACCAUAUUCUCCUUUUCCAGUCUAUUCAAAUGAAUCCACAUUUCGUUAUGAUACUAAUAAUAUAAAGUACUCAAAUCCAUCCAAUAAUAACUAUACAAGAAGCAAUUACAAUAAAGAUAAUAUAUAUUCUGAUAUAUCUAAUGAUUACAAUGUAUACUCUACAUCACCAUGGAGAAAAAAUUAUCUAUCAACAUAUAAUAUUUAUUAG